Messenger RNA from Alosa sapidissima (American shad), 7669 nucleotides. RefSeq lists its product as uncharacterized. NCBI's taxonomy places the organism in Eukaryota, Metazoa, Chordata, Actinopteri, Clupeiformes, Clupeidae. Gene Ontology annotation, cellular component: extracellular region; membrane. The record is from RefSeq and is a predicted model, not a curated record. Gene Ontology annotation, biological process: lipid transport; lipoprotein metabolic process. Bases 239 to 5311 code for a protein of 1690 amino acids. The transcript is spliced from 49 exons. Gene Ontology annotation, molecular function: lipid binding.
AGGAGGGAUGGUGAGGUGUGACUCCGGGGAGUCCGUUUGAUUCCAUAAUUUCAACACCAGCUAAAAAAAUAUCUUUAAAAGCGUCUUCCGAGUUUCGAGUUCCAUAUUUUUGUAAAGUCUUGACACGUGAGCCACAGUUCACACAAACCGUAUUGUCAAAGGAACACAUAGGCUACAAUAGGAAGUUGUUCCAACUGUUUUUUUUAAAGAAUACGGUGGCAGUGAGCGAAGAGCUGAGAUGGAGAAGUGUAUGGCGAGGCCAGAAGCCAAAAAGAGAAAACCAGCGCAGCCCAGACCCCCAUCUGCUCCCCCGAGGCCACCAAAGCUCUCCUCUGAGCUGAGCGGAAACCGGCCAGAGACACAGGGGAAGGAGAACACAGUUGAGACACCAGCAGCUCCUCUCAAGCCCAGUGAUGCGGUAAACAUGAACAGAAUCCAGAGGGAGAGAAUGGCUCAAACCCCAGUUAUCCCUCCCAAGCCAACAGAGAAGGAACUCCGCAGCACAGUUGCACACAGGCGAUAUCAGACAUCAAAACCCCAGGAUAAUCAGAAUGAGAACACAGCCACGCCACAACCGGUCAUCCCGCCAAGGCUCUCCAAGCAGAUUCCUAAAGAGAAGGACCCAGAGGUUUCUGAAGCAGCGAAAGAUGAAACAGACAUCAGACAGGGUAAUGUAGCCAUGCUCACAGAGAUGUUUCAGAAAGGUCCGAAAGAACAAGCACCUACUUUUAAAAGCUAUAUAUCAGACUCUGAUCCCCCCAAAUCAGAAGAGAAACCUGAACCUGAGAAGCCCAUCGCCACUGAAAAUAAGAAGGGUGGAUUCAAAGGAAUGCUGAACAAGACCAAUCUAUUCAAAUCUCAGGCCAGUGUGGACAAUGAUCUCUCUGCUGAGGAGCCUGAUCCAGAGAAAGAGCAGUCUGGUGAUGAGGUUGAGGAGAAGAGGCUGAGUGAGGGCAAACAUGGGAAAGGUUUCAUGGCUGGAAUGUUCUGGGGCCUCCAAAAAGAGAAGACAUCUGCUUCUGUCCUGAGGGUGAGCCCAGCAGCCAGUGAUGCUGAGAACACGGAAGAGGGAGGGCCUGAAGAAACAAAGGAGAAAGGUCUUUUCCAUGGGAUCUUCAAAAAGCCUCAAAAAUCAGAUGUUGCAGAGGAGGGUCUUUCCCAUCAUCUCUCUGCCAGUAAUGACAGUCUGUCUGACACCAGCAUCAAAGAGAAAGGUGGCAUUUUCAGUGGAAUAUUCAAGAAACCCAAACCAUCGCAAGAUGGGACACCUGAGCAGGACAACCUGUCUGUGCAUAGUAAUCUCUCAGGCAGUGAUGAUGAUAAUCUAUCUGAAAACAGCAACAAGGCUAAGGGGAAAGGAGGUAUGUUGACCGGAAUGUUUAAGAAGACGCCCAAGUCUAAACAGCCCCCCAAACCCUCGGAGGAUGAUGGGUCUAUAGAGGAUCUCUCUGCACAUAGUGAGCUCUCAGCCAGCAACGACAAUCUCUCAGAGGAGAAAGGAGGUCUGUUCAGUGGCAUUUUCAAAAAGGCCUCCAAAGCCACUGAUGAGGAUAAACGGUCAUUACAUGAUGAACUUUCACUAAAAGUUGAGCCCACUAAAAAGGGAGUGUUCAAGAAGAAGUCUCCCAAGUCAACAGAGAAUACUCCUGCUGAUGAGUUUCAGGACAGGCAGUCAUUGAAAGACGAGCUCUCGAGAAGCACUGAUGACCUCUGUGAGAACAGUGCUAAGGAGAGAGGUAAUGCGUUCAGUGGGUUGUUCAGGAAAUCCCAGAAGCACCCAGAGGAUGCUCCAUCUGAAGAGGAUAAGCGGUCUCUGUGUGGGGAGCUUUCAGCCAGUGAGGAAAGUCUUUCAGACAAGCCCAAAGAGAAAAGCGGAAUUUUUGGUGGCAUGUUUAAAAAAGCCCCUAAACCCUCUGAGGAAGACAAGGACACUCAGGAUAAGGAGUCGUUAUCCUCUGAAUUGUCAGCCAGUACUGAUGACCUCUCUGAGAACUCUAAACCUAAAGAGAAAGGUGGUGUGUUUGGUGGCAUGUUUAAAAAGUCGAAACCUUGUGAAGGCUCAGAUGAGGAUAAGGACUUGUUAUCUGCUGAAUUGUCAGCCAGUACUGAUGACCUCUGUGAGAACCCUAAACCUAAAGAGAAAAGUGGUGUGUUUGGUGGCAUGUUCAAAAAACCGAAACCUCGUGAAGGCUCAGAUGAAGAUAAGGACUCGGUAUCCACCGAAUUGUCAGCCAGUACUGAUGACCUGUCUGACAACAAUAAAACUAAGGAGAAACAGGGUGUGUUUGGUAUGUUCAAAAAGCCAAAAGAAAGGGAGAGCUCAGAUGAGGACUCAUUAUCCACUGAAUUAUCAGCCAGUACUGAUGAUUUGUCUGAAAACACUAAACCCAAAGAGAAAGGUGGUAUGUUUGGUGGCAUGUUCAAGAAACCUAAGGCUCGUGAGGGCUGUCCUCCAGAUGAGGAUAAUGCACUGUUGGACAAAAACCUCUCUGCCAGUAAUGAUAGUCUGUCUGACAACACUACAACCUCAAAGGAGAAGACCACAGGCUUGAGUGGCAUGUUCAGGAGGUCUCCCAAGCCUGCGCUCCGGUCUCAGGCAUCUACGGACCCGCUUAAUCAGUUUAGCGAACUGUCAGAAAGCAAUGACAGCCUUGCAGACUUCGACAGUUCACAGGACCUUCUGUCUGUUGACCCUCAGCUUUCUGGUAGUAAGGACAAUCUCCUUGAGAAUAAUAAUGCCAAGGAGAAGAAAGGAAUGCUGGGGAUUUUCCGGAGGUCACCAAGACCUGCAGAACAGGCUGGCACAGACGCGGAUGAAAGCCAAGGUCUGGUGAGAAAAGGAAGAAGUCUGAAAAAAAAACGGGUUGUGUCCUUCCGAGUGAAGAGGACUCUACCCAGAAUGCCCAAGUUCUCCCUUAGUCCCUCGGCUCAGAGCGCCAGUAAAGAGCCCCUUCUGGAGGAGCCUGUGGAACUGCAGGAGAUACUGGCAGUGCAGGAGACCACAGAAGAGCAGGUGGAGAUUCAGGAGGUGGAGAUGGCAGCCUUCCCCACAGAAGGGAACCCCCUGGAGGUUGAAGGGGAUGGGGAAGGUCUACUGGAUUGGUGGAGAACGGUGGAGGGUUGGGCCCAGUGGAAUGAAACAACAAAUUUUCAAGAGGAUGAAGAACAAGAGGCGGUGGAGGCUGUGGCUGACCGUGUGUUCAUGGCAGCCCGUCUCUUUGUGCUCCUCUUCAACCAGCGGGGGGCGAAGCUGCAGCAGUACAUCCUGGAGUUGCUGGCGCAGGCCGACGCCGUGGACCAGUUCCAUAAGAAGACGGUGUCGGCGGCCGUGGGAGGCGGCGUGGCCAGCGUUGCGGGCAGCGUGGCCACCAUCACGGGCCUUAUCCUGGCGCCAUUCACCUUCGGCGCCUCCAUCAUCGUCACUGCCGUGGGCAUCAGUGUGGCCACUGCUGGCAGCAUCACCUCGGCGACGGCCAACAUCACAGACACCGUGCACGCCAAGAUGGACCGCAAGAAGGUGGAGCAGAUGAUCCAGAACUACCAGGACGAGAUCAAGGACAUCAGGGAGUGCUUGGAGUUUGUGCAGGAAGGAAUGAACACACUGGAUGAAUGGGACUUCCAGAAGUACGCAGACAGCGUGGCCAAGAAGCACAUGACCCGCAACAUCAAACACGUGAUGAAAGAGGGCGGCCGUGCUGGAAAGGCUCUCAUGAUCAACACAGACAGGCUCAUCAGCACCGUGCAGGUGCUUAGUGUUGCCGGAGGAGCUGCCAAGGCCGCUCGGGCCAUCAGCGUCACCACAGGGGUCAUGUCGGCGCUCUUCCUUGCCGUCGACAUCUUCUUCCUUGCCAAGUACUCACACGAGCUGCGCAAGGGCGCCAAGACCAAGUUCGCUAGCAAGAUCCGCGAUGUAUGCAAGGAGCUGCAGAGUGGCCUGCUGGAGCUGAACAAAGUCAAGUGCCAGCUGCAGAAAACCAUGGACGGGAUCGAGGUGGAGGCAUAUGAGGAGGAGGACGAGGAAGAGGAGGAUGAUGACGACCUGGAGUCAGACCCAGUGAAACUGGCCCAACUGGAAGAGGAGCUGGACCAGCUGGAGGAGGAGCUGGACAAGAGGGUCCUGGAGGAGCCGAGCAUAAGCACAGAGGGAAAAAGCAAGAAGAGAAGAGGGAAGGAGACAAAGAGCGAGAAAGAGAAGAAUGAAAGUGAGAAGAAGGAAGGGAUGACUGAAAGUGAGCUCAUGGAGGAGGACAGAAGGAGUGUUAAGAGUGAAUAUGGGGACUUGGAGAAACAAGUGAAAGAAAAGAAGGAAGAAAUGCAUGGAGAAAAGAAAGUGGAGAAAACAGAGGCGGAGCUGAUUGAUAAGACUCCAAAGAGAGAUACAGAGAAGGGUGCCUCGACCAAGAGUGACACAGGAGAGAGGGAUGGAAAGAGUGAAAAGGGGGAGUCUGAGAAAGACAAGGACAGUGUGAUGGAAAAAGCAAAAGAGAGGCCAGAAAGAAAAAUGUAUCCGUUUGACAAACACAACAGAAGUGAACGAGAGGAGAGAGAGAGUGUAAGGUCUGUACAGAGCAGUGCAAGCGAGAUGAGCUUGACUAAGAGAGCAACCCAGGACAAGGCAGCAGUGAUGAAACAAGAAGACGAGACUAAGAAGGGCAAGGCCAGGUCUGAAAAGGGAACGAGGGAUAGCAAAAGGGAGACAGAGAGACAGACUACCAGGAGUAGGAGAGUGGAGGAAGAUGAGGAGAGAGGGAGCCGAAGGGGAAGUAGAACUGAUGUAGAACUCAAAGAAGGUGGGCAAGCGGUCACCAAGCCCAAACAGGAAGGAGCUGGACGGGAGGAGAGAGGAGGAGUACAGAGGGAGAGUGCAAAAAGACGAGACAGAGAGAGGGAGGUCAGGGGUGAAAGACUGAGCACGCAGGAAGGAGGUACGAGCAGGGAGAGCCUUGUGGGGAGAGGGGAGGAGAACUACGGGAGGAGGAGAGAGAGGGAAGGGGAGAGGAGAGGUAGCAGACAGGAAUAUGGGAGUGAGAGAGGAGGGGUAGAGGGGAGGAGCCACACCAGCUUAAGAGGAAGGAGUGCAAAGCAGCGGAAUGAGCAGAACAGAGGAAGCAGACUGGAGCAUGACAGGGAGAGUAGAGGAGGUGAGGAGAGGAGGGGAAGUAGGCAGGACAACUCUGCUGAGAAACACGGGGGAAGUGCAUCAUGGGACGGCAGCAAAAUUGAAGGAGAGGCCGGGGAGCAGACAAGAGAGGGACCUGGAGAAAAAAUCUCUCGUACACGCUCCAUUCGUCAAGAUGGCCUCAAUAUAUAACCUGUAUAACAGGGAAGCUACACCAGGAGCAUAACUGAAGCAUUCUGUUCAUGUAAAAAGCAUUUUAGAAGGCUGGUCUAUUUUUUUUGAACAUUGUUGCAGCAGACACGACACGAAUGGAACGCUUCAGUUAAAUGAACAUUUCCACUGAAAAAAUAUCCUAGGAGAGCCCAGAUGAAACUUUUAACGAAUUUGAAUUUGCUCUGCAGGUCAGUCUGACAAGGAGGCCAUUGAUGCCAGCCCCAUUUACAAUGUUUCAAAAACCCCAGCACCAAUCACAAUCGCUUAUCCGACUUAGGGAAGGCUUUAUAUGAUGACCGAUAGAGCAGUGCAUUCAACACAACCAAUGGCUGUGCUAAUGGCGACAGGGUUAAACCGAUAUGGACUAAAACAACUGCAUUUAAAACCUUUGUUGACAAGAAAGAUGUGAUUGUUGCACUUUUGAAACGAUUUAAGAGCUUAAUGCACCAAUUUAAGUUUAAUGUCACUGCUGGUUAAGCCCUUGGAAGUCAUAAGUCCAGGAAGUCUUUCCAGACCCACUCUCAUUCUAAAUUGAGAUGUGCUGUUUGGUGUCAACGAGGCUAUUAAAAAAAGCUUGCUUAAUCCAUGUGUGCUAAACUGACCCUUAAAGUGUAUAACAGUUGAGAUGGCCAGAAAUUUGCUGGCGGGUGGACAUAUAUGAAACUAGGUGGGCAAAUUAAAUUUCCUCUAAUUGACCUGUAUACAUAACCACUAUGUAGUAUUUUUGCAAUCACAUAAUUGCAUUGUUUCCACUUGUGUUUUGUGAUCGUGCCGGUUUUAAUUACAUAGGCCGAUGUUUACCAUAUGAAUUAUACAUGUAAUGUAUGUAACGAUACUUUACAGUGAGUUUAAACCUUUAUAUCUUCUGGCCCAUUAAUAAACAUGCUAGCAAUAAGCCUCCUUGCUAGCACACCCACCUCCUUUUCCCAAGAUUUUGAAUUAGAGUUUGGUGCAGGACUGUGUGUCUACACAACACAGCUUGCAGAUAGUUACAAAAGCUUUACUAUACUUGCACACAGAUUUGUUAUCUGACACAAGUAGCCAACGCGAACAAUAAAACAGUAUCGCCUACUAUUGCCAAAGCCACAGAACAAGUUAAAGUAGCUUGGUGUUUAAAAGACAGCUGGGGAAAAUGUUGAUUUUCUGAUUUUGCCAUUUUUCACAUCGAUCAAAAACAUUACCGUAAUUCAGAUUAAUUUAAUUAAUUCGAUAGAUCGCCCAGCACUACUUCUUGGUCACUGGCCUAACUUCUGCUAGGAUGGGUGACAUCUGUGGGCUAACCACUCUGUUACUAAAAAUCCAAAUGCAUGUUACCCUCUACUGUGAAAUAAUCUUGUCAUAAUACAAUUAUUUGGUUAGCUGUCUUUUGAACGAGUAACACAAAUUGUUCCAGCGGACUGAGAGUAUUAAUGUGUUCUCUUAAAAAUAUUGAAUGGAGAGCGUUGUUAUUCUACUGUAGCUAGUAAACUUUACCAACUAGCUUGCACAAAAUUACACAGACAGCAGUUUAUCAGCACUUUAGGAUCUUGCUAUGCAGACAGUGGCACAUGCAUUUGUUGGGUAGUUGUGGGAACAUAAACUAUUGAUAUAUUUGAGAUAUACAAAAAGAAUAUGAUAUAUGGUGACUGAUAUGGUGACUGUCCAAGUGGGUGGCAGACAGUUACCCACCCACUGAUGCCCACAAAUGGCUAUACAACUAGUGUAGAAAUGUUUAUCAUAGUUUUUUCAGUUUAUAAUAAUAUUCAGUAACGCUAUAAUUCUCUGGUGGUGUUAGGAAAGGUUUUUGUGCCUUAAAUGUGAAAUGUAUUUUAACCAACUAUCCUUCAGGUGUGAAAUACAUUUUAAUGUACUUGGUAUCUCGUAAGAUAAGAUCCAGAAUGCACUUUAUCAGCAUCUCCCCUGCAGCAUAACUCAGGACCUCUGUAUGUCUCCAUAUCUCUAUGGAGAGGAGAGGAGCUCAUCCCCUCAGCACUGUGCAGAGUGGUGGGUGGAUGCAUUCAAUCCAUUAUAGCCAUCAAAUAUUUGUCGAAAGAAGUGGUGAAGUCAGCACAGCACAGCACAGAGUGUCCGUUGUUAAAUUCUCCAUUUUUCUAAGAAAAUGACUACUGAUUAUUUUUAUUUUUAUUUUUGUUGUAUGUAAGUGUGAAAUUGUUUUUGCACUCAUAGUUGUUCGCUCAUGUUUAUUUUGUUUUUAAUUAAUUAUUUCUUUGUUAUGUGUUGUUGAUCUUUUCGAUGUAAAGUGCCAAACAUCUCUGGUGUUUCAUGCCACUGCCAUACAAACUGUUACAAUAUAUGGGUUCCUUUUGGUAUUUCUAAUAAAUUGCUAUUCUUUGCAUA